AACAGGAUCAGGAAGAUAAAUUGUAAUUUAAUUUGACCUUUGCUACCAUAGAAGCAUGAUACAUUUAUUGAUAUGUGAACAUGAACUUAUUAUCUUGUUGUGUCCUUCAGGUUUACAGGGCUCUCGGGUUGAACCAGUCAGAGAUCGAGGAGUUCUUCUCCGGCCCCGCGUUCCUGGCCUGGAACCGAAUGGGGAACCUUUUCAAGUUUGGAGGGCCCCUGCCUCAGUCCUGGCACGUGAACCAGCUCUUCCUCCAAUUUAAAAUCUUGGAGCGGAUGAGAUCCUUCGGCAUGAUUCCCGUGCUGCCAGCCUUCUCUGGGAACAUUCCCGCUGGAAUCCUCAGGCUGUUCCCAGAAGCCAAUGUGACCAGGCUGGGCCCCUGGGCUCACUUCAACUGCAGCUACUCGUGCUCCUACGUCUUAGACCCCCGGGACCCUCUGUUCCUGCAGAUUGGCUCCCUCUACCUGUCUCAGGUGGUGAAACAGUUUGGAACAGAUCACAUCUACAACACUGACACCUUCAACGAGAUGACCCCCCCCUCCUCUGACCCCGCCUACCUGUCAGCAGUCAGCCGCUCCGUCUUUGCCUCCAUGACCGCAGUUGAUCCUCAGGCGAUCUGGUUGAUGCAGGGCUGGCUGUUCUUCAGUGACACAGCGUUCUGGAAGCCGGCCCAGAUUCAGGCUCUACUACACGGAGUGCCUCUGGGCAGAAUGAUCGUGUUGGACCUGUUUGCAGAGACGGAGCCAAUUUUCUCCUACACAGAGUCUUUCUACGGGCAGCCCUUCAUCUGGUGCAUGCUGCAGAACUUUGGGGGCAACAGCGGAUUCUUUGGCACAGUGGAGAGCAUGAACUCGGGGCCCUUCAAAGCCUUACAGUUCCCAAACUCCACCCUGGUUGGCAUAGGCAUGACACCCGAGGGCAUUGAGCAGAAUCCGGUGAUGUAUGAGCUGAUGAGCGAGCUGGCGUGGCGUAAGGAGCCGGUCAACCUGUCGAAGUGGGUGUCGCUGUACGCUAUCCGUCGCUACGGAAGCACGCAGGACAGCCUGACGGCGGCGUGGAGGCUCCUGUUCGCCAGCGUCUACAACUGCACCGUGCCACACUACAAAAACCACAACCACAGCCCCCUGGUGCACAGACCCUCUCUCCACAUGAACGCUGACCGGUGGUACGACCCGGCUGAUUUGUUUAAAGCCUGGAAACUAAUCAUCGAGGCAGCUCCAUCCCUCAUGUCCAAGGAGACUUUCCACUGCGAUCUCGUGGACGUGACUCGGCAGGUCCUACAAGUCCUGACAACAAGCUUCUACCAGGAUAUCGCAGAUGCUUUCAAGAACCAGAAGCUGCCGGAGCUGCUGACUUCGGGGGGGGUGCUGGUGUACGACCUCCUGCCUGAACUCAACCGUCUGCUGAGCAGCGACCGCAACUUCCUGUUGGGGACAUGGCUGGAGAGGGCCCGCUCCUUCGCCCUGGAUGAGAAGGAAGCCCAGCUGUACGACAUGAAUGCCAGGAACCAGCUCACUCUGUGGGGUCCCAGCGGUGAGAUCCUGGACUACGCCAGCAAAGAGUGGGGGGGCCUCAUGGAGGACUACUACGCCCAGAGAUGGGGUCUUUUCGUUGAAACCCUGGUAGACUGUCUGGACACUGGACGGCCAUACAAGCAGGACACCUUUAACCAGGCCGUGUUCCAGGUGGAGAAGGGGUUCAUUUACAAUGCCCGAAAAUAUCCGACCAAGCCUCAGGGCGACACGUACGAGAUCGCCCGCAGGAUCUUCCUCAAGUACUACCCCCAGGCCUUGAAGAGACUAUAGUGAGCAGAGGAUUCAUUUUGGAAAAACUUGUCUCAAGUCACAGCAAGAAGAAUGUCUCCACCUCCAGUUUUCCAUGGCUGUCCCAAAACAUUUUGAAAUGGAAACUCUAACACCUGGAUUUGCAGGAACAAUCUGUUUUGCAUACAUAGCCAAAUCAGUGGAUAGCUGAGUAUGAUGAAGGGAACAAAUACUUUUACUUUACAUUCACACUUUAGAAAUAUUCAAUCAAGCCUUAUCAAACACAAGUUCAGCAAAAACAAAAGUGUUAUGAGUGGUGCAGUGAUGACAAAUGUAUGUAGGCCAACCAUUGCAUGGGCUCCCUCAAAAAAAGCAAUAGGAUUUUCACAUAAAACAUUUAAAAUUGGAAUAUUGCAGAAAAUAAGAUCUGUGGCAAUCACACUUUUUUGAUACUUCCAUGUUUUUUCAGCUGGAUAAUCUCCACAUAUUAACACAACUUUUAUAAUAGUUGAGGCAUAUGCAAUCGGCAGAAGUAAAAACAAACAAUACAUUCCGAAAACAGACGAGGAUACUUGUUACUGGUAAAAUGCAGACUUGUUUCCAGGUUUGAGGACUCAUCAUUCACCACUCUUACAUAAGAAUGUUUACAAUGGAUCCCUUUUUUGGCAUUUCAUGUGUGCGUCCCUUGGUACUGUUUUUAAUUCCACUGCUCUGGUUAGCUUAGCAUAGCAUAAAGACUGCAAGCAGGGGAAAAUAGCUAGCUUAGCUCUGUCCAAAGUAUUAUGUAAAUUACACAGUGUAUUUUGUUUAACAUGUACCCCAAGAGAAGACAACAUUUUGGGUUCAGGAAGAGUUGGGAUGUGGAACUAGUUCCUAACGGUUUGAUCUGCAUCUCUUGCUAUAGCCUGGUUCUCCAGAUAGUCACUUGGCCCAGGUGUUUGUCUCUGUACAGGAACAAUGUCUCAAAACAUGGCACUGUAAUGACUUCAGGAAUCUGGAGGAUGAUUCAAAGUAGGUUCAGAAUUAAAGAAAUGUUUUUUUACAUUUCAGAACAGGUUUCAGAAUCAGACUAGCUGUUCCCUGCUUCGAGUCUUAAUGCUAAGCUAGGCUAAACUCCCCUGCACCUGAUCAAAUCAUUUCCUCUUUUCUUUCUACAUGAUCUAGAGUUGUUCUUUUAAUCCGAGGCACUACAUUAAGGUGGAAGAUGGGGUUUGAGUUGUUUGACCCACAGGAAACCUUUAGCCAUAAAAAAAACACUCAUUUUCAGACCAUGCACAUCAGUUCAAAGUAGAUUUGAAUAUAUCAUUCUUAGCAAACUGACUGGACUGAGUGCAGCACAGACAUCAUAGUUCAUGUGGAUGUCUUUGAUCAUGCACAAUAAUUGUGUACUUAAUUUACCAUGACAUGCUUGUGUUGUCGUGAGGUCGGACCAUUACACAAUACGUUUCUGUAGAGUUUUAUAAACAGGGAUUGUUUAUUUCUGAGUAAUUGCUAUAACAACUUGGCACUUGGUGCCUUUUUCUUUUUAAAUAUACUUUUAUAUGAUGUUUACCUGAGACAUUCCACAUGUACAAAAUGUAUUGACAACUUUCUUUUAGAAUUAUUUGGUUUAGUAUUUAAAAAAUGUUCGUAUUCAUUUGAGAACAAACGCUACAUGUAGAAUAGAUUCUUUAUUGUAUGAAUGCUAUUUUUGUAUUUUCAUAAAUUACUGUUGUGAUUAUUCAACUCAGGCAUGUCAGAAAGUCUAAAGGCUGUGACUAAUAAUACAAUGUUUUAAUUCUC
Messenger RNA from Notothenia coriiceps (black rockcod), 3545 nucleotides. It is a transcript of the gene naglu, whose product is annotated as N-acetylglucosaminidase, alpha. Bases 81 to 1805 code for a protein of 574 amino acids. NCBI's taxonomy places the organism in Eukaryota, Metazoa, Chordata, Actinopteri, Perciformes, Nototheniidae. The record is from RefSeq and is a predicted model, not a curated record. The transcript has 4 exons.